Molecule: messenger RNA, 1134 nt
Organism: Condylostylus longicornis
Lineage: Eukaryota; Metazoa; Arthropoda; Insecta; Diptera; Dolichopodidae
Exons: 5
Coding region: 1-1134 (377 amino acids)
Biological process (GO): endoplasmic reticulum unfolded protein response
Cellular component (GO): endoplasmic reticulum
Molecular function (GO): protein binding
Source: RefSeq, a predicted model, not a curated record
AUGGAGGUGCUCAAGGAAGAACUCCCUCAAACACUGUGGUCGUGGGUAGCCUCGCUCAUUUUCGCUUCAGUCGUAACAGGAAUUGGCUUCUUCUGGAUUCAUCGAUGGCAUGGAUCAAAAAAAGGAAGAAAACGAGAGAAGCCGGAUGAAGUGGAAGAGAUGCCAUCCAAAAAACAGCCAAAAAAGAAACCCCGAAAAAUUCAGAAUCCAAAAGAGAAGAUGAUAGUGGCUAAAGAAAAGGCGACGCAACACCCAUUGUACAUAACGACAUUGAAGGGAUUCACCCAUGGGGUCACUUGUGUAUCAAUUAACCGAAGUGGCACGAUGAUUGUUGUUUCAUCAAGUGAUUCAACUCUACGCGUUUUCAUCGUCAGUGAUCCUGAGAAUCCGGUUGAAUCUCUACAAAAGCAAACAUACAUUCGAGGUUCGAUCAGUGGUGAUUAUUUCACUGCAGUGGAUUUGUCGGUGGACGACUCUUACAUAUUUGGAGCUACAGAGUUGAGCUGUAAAUUGAUCAAACUAGGUCGUAAAGAUGACCGCUCGGAGUUUGAACAAUCCGCAACAGCAAUACACAAAAAUUCUGUUCGGUGGCUCACGGCAUCAAGGGGACGGUGGAUUGUAACAGCAUCAUUAGAGACAGAUACAGAAAUCAAAGUAUUUGAUUAUUCCCUGAACUUGUUGGCUUCAGUGGAUACAAAACAGCUCAAAAAUGUUCAUCUUGGUGCGUCUCCAUCUGACGCUAGAUUUUUUGGCGCUGCUGCUUGGUCACCUGGUGUGAAAGUGAUGGAGAUUGCGUCUAAUUCACAAAGUCACGAAUUCAAGAAGUUGGUGAAAGCGAUGGAUCUCGCAACACCUUGCGGGGUUAACGCGAUCGCGUUCAGUUGCGAUAAUAAGAAAGCACUCCUAGCGUGUAAAGAAGGAACUUUGAUAUUAUGGAAUAUUGAUGUCAGAUACGAAGUGAAUGAAGAUCCAAAGCAACUCUUAACCGUCAAGGAGGAGCUGACACCAGAUUUCAAAGGGUAUUCACAAUUGAAUUUCAGCGCUGAUGAUUCAAUAGUCAUCGGAAUCGCAAACAGAACAAUACGGUUACUCAAGACGGAGGAUUUAUCGGUAGGCUCAUCUGCACCUCUUUAG